Molecule: messenger RNA, 3522 nt
Organism: Stegastes partitus (bicolor damselfish)
Lineage: Eukaryota; Metazoa; Chordata; Actinopteri; Pomacentridae
Gene: pnisr
Product: PNN-interacting serine/arginine-rich protein
Exons: 11
Coding region: 100-2571 (823 amino acids)
Source: RefSeq, a predicted model, not a curated record
UCACACUUCCUCCUAACAGCUCGCUAGCGCAGCCAUUUUGAUUUGGAGCCGCAUCGCCGGAGAGGCUGCCUGGGAAAGGUGUGAAUCCAGAGAGGAGUGAUGUGGGACCAGGGAGGACAGCCCUGGCCGCAGUGGCCUUUGAGCCAGCAGCAGUGGAUGCAGUCUUUCCAGCACCAGCAAGAUCCAGGUCAAGUGGACUGGGCUGCCCUGGCACAGGCAUGGAUAGCCCAAAAAGAGUCGACAGGAACAGAGCAGCAUAAUAUCCAACCCAAUGGCCAGGACAUCCCAGGCAUUGAAUCUGUCGCACAGAGUAACCAUGGUGCCUUCCAGGGUGACCCAGCAUUUGGCAGAAUGUGGCAGCCAGAAUGGGGAAUGCAUGGCCAGCCCCCUCCCCCUCCACCCCCUGAACAGGCCUGGAUCCCUCCAGGGUCAGGACCAAUGGAUGUGGUGAACCCCAGUGAGGACAGCAAUAGCCAGGACAGCGUGGAGUUCAACUCUGAAGCCCACCAUGGGGUUUACCCCCAGAACAGCCAUGGGUAUGGGGCACAGCCCGACAGCUACGCCAUGGCCCCCAUGGCCAUGAACCAGUUUGAUUAUCAGCAUGGAGCUGCUUCAUCCUUCGCCCCCACACCCACAGGUUUCCACUCGCCAUACUGGCAGGGUCCUCCUCAGAACAGGCGAGAUACCAGACCACCAGGGUUCAGAGACCGGCCCAGAUCCCCGAUCCAGCUACCAGUCAAACCUGAAGCCCCAGCUCCACUUGAUGCUGUGAAAAGACGCACACUACCUGCAUGGAUCCGAGAGGGUCUUGAAAAGAUGGACAGGGAGAAGCAGAAAAAGCUGGAGCGAGAGCGAAUGGAGAAGGAGAGAGCAGAAAUGGCAAAAGAUGAUGGCAAAGAGCAUGAGGCGGACGAGGAAGGUGAUGGGCCACGUGUGCCCCGCAAGAGUAAAUUUGACAGUGACGAUGAGGGGAAUGAUGAUAAUGAUGAAGAUGAAAAGAUUUCCAUAAAGAAAGAGUUUUCUGUCAGGAGCCCUUCACCUCCUGUAGAAGACAGUGAACCAGAGAUGACUGAGGAGGAAAAGGAGUUCCAGCUGAUGAUCAUCACCAAAACUCUUCUGACAGAGAUCCUUCUCGAGGUUACAAAUGAAGAGAUCCUGCACGUAGCCAGAGAAACUCACAGGAAAGCCACUCGAGCUCCUGCAAAACAGCUGGCACAGUCAAGUGCACUGGCUUCUCUGACUGGUCUCAGCGGGCUGGGUGACUAUGGUUCAGAUGAAAGUGAAGAUGAGGAUGGCCGCAGCGUCCGAGGAUCCGAAUCUUCUGACACAGAUGAGGAAGAGCUACGCCACCGCAUCCGGGAGAAGCAGGACGCCUUCCGCCGCAAAGAGCGGGAGAUGCAGCAGCUGCAAGAAAAACAAGCACAAGAGGCUCUGCUUGCACGUGAAGAAAUGGCGAAGGAGAGAUUGAGCAGAGAAAGGGGGGAAUAUGAUGAGGGUCAGUUGGAAAAUCCACACAAACAGGAAGUAAAAGAGAGGGAGGCAGAGCCCUUAGGAGACAGGCGUAGGUCUCGUAGUGAGAGGGAAGGUAGUGAGGGCAAGCACUCAGGCAGAGGGAAGGAGCGAUCAGGGAGAGGCGGCAGCGAUUCCCCAGCCAACGGUCACAGCAGCAGCUCCCGCUCCACCUCCAGCCACAGCAGCAGUCGUUCUUCCUCAUCCUCCUCCUCUUCCUCAGCAUCUUCUCGUAGUUCUUCUCGAUCCUCCUCCCCACGACGGAAGAGGAGGCGUAGUCGCUCUUCGUCCCACAAGGCCCGUCGGCGCAGCAGAAGCCACAGCUCCCACAGGCACCGUAGUGAUCGUAGUGAGAAGGGCAGGGACAGGAGGAGGAGCAGUGCAGAGCGAUCAGGCCGCCACAAGAAAGACCGCAGUGAUUCCAGGGAGCACAGGAGUCGCAGAAGUAGAUCCAGAUCCAGAGAGAGAGACCGAGACAGGGGCAGAGCUAGAGCCAGAGACAGCCGCAGUCGGAGCAGAGACCGAGAGAGGGAGAAAGAAAGGGAAAAAGAGAGGAAAAGAAGCAGAGAGCGCAGAGACAGCAGUCACAGCCGCAGCAGCAAACACAAACAAAAGGCCUCUAGCAAAGACAGAGAAAGGAGGAGGGAAAGGAGUCGUAGUCAUGACAAAGACAAGAAAAAGAAGGAUAAGGAUAGGGAAAAAGAGACAGACAAGAAGAAAGAAAAACCAAAAGCCAGAGAAAAAGAAAAAGAAAAGGAAAAAGGAAGCUCUGUAGUUGCAGAGGAGAAUGGCAAAUCAAAGAAAAGGAGAGAGAGUGAUUCAUACACAGACUCCCAGAGUGACAAGCGCUCUCGACACGAUAGUAAAGCCAGCAAGAAGGGCUCUGCCAAAGCUAGCAAGAGACACUCAGACUCUGACUCAAGUAGAUCCCCUACCCCUGAAGUUAGCAAGGAAAAGAAAUCUAAGAAAUCCAAACGUAGUCGCUCAAGGUCGACGGAAAAAUCUCACAAGUCUGGUAAGAAGGCAAGCCGCAAACACAAGUCUAAGUCGCGAUCAAGGUAGUAUUCGUUUUUUUCCUCUUUUUUUACCUACUGUAUGUUCUUAUUGUAUGUCUCAUUGUGAUUUUCUCUGGAGUCCUUUUAAUUGACCUAUUUUCAGUAACUAAAUGAAGAAUGUUUACUGAAUGUUAUGAAAAUGUACUGUCAAAGGCAGCCACAUGCUCCUGUGUAAAGUCAAGUCUGAUGCAAUAAAGGGUUUUAAUCCUUCAUGAUGCUUUGAUCUGUCAAAUACAAAUUUGCGACGAAUGAAUUCCUAACAAGUUUAAUUAAGGCUUCAUAAUCCCCAAUUUUACCUCAGUAGAGCCUAGGCCUCUAUUUUGUUGCAAAUAGUUAAUGUGAAACUGCUUCCUGGUCAAAUAGAAAGAGAAAAUGUCACAGUAAUGCCCAACAUAACCAAACAAAUACAUCUGUGGCUUUGCAUUAUGCUUUGUAGGGUAGAUUUGCUUCUCUAGAAUCUGCAGAAUGCCAGUUUUUGUGGAAGUUACAUAAAAUAUUUUAGACUGUAAAAGUGUGGUUGGUGGGAGGGGGGACUUGUGCAUGUUUGUGUUUUACAGUCUGCACUGUAAAGCGUGAUUAGUGCAGUAUUAAUGUUGGGUCCAUGCCUCUCUUUCAGGUCAGCGUCCCCCUCCCGUCGUAGCAGACGCUGAGGAGCACAGUUAACAUCCUGAUCUGUGCACUUUACCAUUUUAAAUUCCAUGAGUUGAACAGGCUUGUCUCAUUAUAGAGGCAGUUGUGUAGGUGAAACCUCCCUCAUUCAUUUCUUUUACUGUAUAUAUGUUAUUUUUAAAGUGUGACUGAAGAACAAGACAUUUUGAAUGGUAGGAGUUUUCGUUGGCAUCAUUAUGCAGAGUUUAAUAAGACACUAAAAACUCAAGUUGUAUCAUUUUAAAACAGGAUUAACAUUUUUUUUUCCAAAUGCUAUUGUAAAAUGUCCAAUAAAACUGUUUGUUCCUUG